UAUGGCUCAUUAAUGGUAAAUGUGGUGGUUGACAGAAGACCACAUUUUAGAAUUAUCAACCACAUUAUAAUAUUAUUCUCGGACGCCAGGUCUCCUUAACAUCAUUUCUCUUACUUUUUGUUUCAUUCCGCUAUUCACUCUAUCGCAUGACUCUCUUCCUAUACUUUUGUUUCUUUGCCUAACUUUGUUCCACCACAUCCCCUUUAUAAACCCCAAAGCCAGGGCAAAUUUCAUAGCAUACCACCGAUUUUUUAUCUUUUUUUCUUUUAUCUUUUUUUUUUUUGGAACUCAAAAAAUUUCUCUCUAAUGCCUCAAGCAGCUCUUCAAUGGCUGAGCCUAGUUGGGGCUAUAUGGCUUCAAUCCAUAAGUGGAACAAACACAAACUUUCCAGCUUACUCAUCCCAAUUCAAGCACAUGCUUUCCAUGUCCCAACUGCAACUCAACAACCUUGCCUUUGCAUCUGAUGCCGGAAAACUUCUCGGUUGGUUUUCCGGCAUUGCUGCUGUCUACCUCCCCCUUUGGCUAGUCCUCAUCAUCGGUUCGAUUCUCGGUUUGAUCGGCUAUGGCUUUCAAUACCUCUCUUUGAUAAACCAGAUACCCACUCUUUCAUAUCCCCUGAUCUUCUUCCUCACCGUCGUUGCCGGAAACAGUAUUUGUUGGAUCAACACCGUGUCGUACGUCGUUUGCAUUCGCAAUUUCACACGUAACCGGCAGGUCGCCGUCGGUAUAUCGACUAGCUAUCAAGGAUUAAGUGCGAAAAUCUAUGCAGAUGUUGUUGGUGCUCUGUUUUCUUCUUCACCUGAUAAAACGGCUAAGGAUUAUCUUCUUCUAAACUCCCUUUUCCCUCUGAUUGUUUGUUUCAUAUGUGGUCCGUUAGUGGGAGUUAUUGAUACCAAAAGCUCAAGAAAUGUAGACGCCGGUUUCAUCGCAAUGUUUGUGAUAACAAUUGCGACUGGAAUUUACUCUGUUAUCAGCAGUUUGGAUUCAAUAUCGAGUGAGAUGUCAGCUCUGCAUAAUUUGAUCGGUACCGGGGUGUUACUAUUGGUUCCGUUGGCGAUUCCACUCGUAGCAAAAAUCAGAGAAAAUUUUCCAGGAAAGUUGAAUAUGAACAGAGAAAACAGAGUAUACGAUUUUACCAUGGAGGAAAAAGACGAUGGUGGGGCGAGAUCGGUAGAGGAAGGGGUUAAAGAAGAAGAUGCAGAUCAUGAACAAGACGCUGGUCAAGUGGUGGAAGAUGUUAGUGCUAGAGAGGAGAUUGGAGCUAAGACAAUGCUGAAGAGAGUGGAUUUUUGGUUGUAUUUCUUCGUGUAUUUUUGCAGUGCAACACUUGGUAUGGUUUUCUUGAACAAUUUAGGACAGAUUGUAGAGUCUCGUGGGUCCUCUAAAACAUCUGCUUUGGUUUCUCUGUCUUCUUCCUUUGGGUUCUUUGGCCGUCUCAUACCUUCUCUCCUAGACUAUUUUCUCUCAAGGAGUAAAUAUAUGAUUUCGGGACCCGCUUUGAUAGUGCUCUUAAUGGCUCCAAUGGCAGGAUCUUUUUUCUUACUUCUUAACUCAACUGAUUUCUGUCUCUAUAUCAGCACCGCCAUUAUAGGAGUUUGUACUGGAGCAAUUACUUCCAUUUCAGUGUUAAUAACCAGAGAUCUAUUUGGAACCAAAAAUUUCUCAGUCAAUCAUAAUGUUGUGGUCGCAAAUAUACCAAUAGGGUCAUUUCUGUUUGGUUACAUGGCUGCUAUUCUUUACCGUAGGGAAAGAAAUGGAGAUGAAAAUUGCAUGGGGAUGGAAUGCUAUACAAACACUUUCAUCAUCUGGGGUUGUGUUUGUUUUCUCGGAAUCAUCCUGGCUUUAAUUCUAUAUGCUCGAACACGAAAAUUCUAUCUCCAAAAAGAUCGGAGUUGAUCGAUCUUUCAUAUGGAAUUGAUGGGAUAAAAAAGAUCUUGUGUCUCUGUUUUCAUGUCUCUCGUUGACAGUACUGCCACUAAUUCUGAUGUCCAUUCUGACUGUAGAAUGACAGAUCACGACUAUGAUCUACUGGCAUCAGGAAAGGCAAAAAAAAAAAAUAAAUAACACAAACGUAUAGCUAGCUACUACAGCACGUGCUUCGAAUUUUUGACGUAGAAGAAAAACCCCAUCUAUAUAUAUAUAUAUACACUAUAUUAUAUAUCAAUACUUCAAUAUACAUGUAUACAUACAUGUUUGUAGAUGGAGACUUUUUGUUUUUUUUUUUUUUCCUUCGGGCAACAAGUUUGUAGAUGGAUGAAUUUAUAGUAAUACAUAUAGUAAUCAACUUCAAUUGAAGGUCUCUUU
Messenger RNA from Ziziphus jujuba (common jujube), 2304 nucleotides. Its product is annotated as protein NUCLEAR FUSION DEFECTIVE 4. Bases 307 to 1896 code for a protein of 529 amino acids. The record is from RefSeq and is a predicted model, not a curated record. The transcript is spliced from 2 exons. Lineage: Eukaryota; Viridiplantae; Streptophyta; Magnoliopsida; Rosales; Rhamnaceae. Gene Ontology annotation, cellular component: membrane.